Molecule: messenger RNA, 546 nt
Organism: Paramecium tetraurelia
Lineage: Eukaryota; Ciliophora; Oligohymenophorea; Peniculida; Parameciidae
Exons: 2
Biological process (GO): sodium ion export across plasma membrane; potassium ion import across plasma membrane; intracellular potassium ion homeostasis
Molecular function (GO): nucleotide binding; P-type sodium:potassium-exchanging transporter activity
Source: RefSeq, a predicted model, not a curated record
AUGGGUGGCAUCUAUAUGUGUUUUGUUUUGUAUGGUGUUAACCCAAAUGCAAUUUGGUGCAAAAUCAAAUUUAUGGCUAGGUAAAAUUAUAAAAUUAUUCCAUCAUUUUAUUCACUGGUUCUAUAACAUACAAUUAAUCUGCCAUUCAAUUCCACUAAUAAAUUCUCAUUAUGUAUAGUCAAUUGGGAGACUUAGGAUUCAUAUUAUUGUGUAUAUAUAAAAGGAGCACCUGAGAAGUUAUGGACAUUCUCUAGUUAUUUGUUAGUAGAAGGUAGAAACCAACCAAUAGAUGAGUAGAUAACACAAAAAUUCAAAUCAGUCAAUGUAUCAUUUGGUAAAGGAGGUGAGAGAGUCUUGGGAUUUGCAAAACUUCAUUUACCAAGAUCUGAAUUUUAGAAAGGAUAUAAGUUUAAUUUGAACUUAAUUGACACAUUGAAAUUCAAAUUAGAAGGAUUUACUUUCUUAGGAUUGUUAUCAUUAAUGGACCACCAAAAGAGACUGUACCUUAAGCAAUUAAAAAAUGUUAAUCAACAGGUCUAAAGGUGA